Periconia digitata is the source of this 2055-nucleotide messenger RNA. NCBI's taxonomy places the organism in Eukaryota, Fungi, Ascomycota, Dothideomycetes, Pleosporales, Periconiaceae. The record is from the annotation of a GenBank genome assembly.
UCCUUACUCACGCCUCACAGCAUCAUCACCAAGCACUGGGCCAAUACCUUACGUCUAAUAUCAAUUGCCAUUUUCCCAUGGCUUCAACAGCCCGUGACUAUAGGUAGCGCCUUCCCUUCCACUCUUUCCUGCCCUUGUUUGUUCUUUGGCAAAUCACCGCCGCUACACCGCAUUACCAUGGCCGGCCGUUAUGCCAAUCCCCCGCCCACGCGCGACUCCCUCGAACUGGCCUCGCUGGCCUCCUCAUCGCAUGUCUCGCAGCGCACUUCCAUCGAAUCCUCCGAAUCGGGCGCCCGCUCGUCCCAGCGCCUGUCUUUUGACGAUGAAGAUCCCCUGUCCGAGCUAAAUCCAGCCGGCCACGACGAGAACAGACCGCGUCACAAUCGCUCCUACAGCGUAUCCUCAGCCUUCGACUUCGCCCCGAAUCUAUUCCCCCUCUCGAGCACUGCCCAAGGCUACACUGCGCUUGGCGCGCCCUCCAACCCAGCACUCGAUCCCUCCAAUGCCCUCAACGGGGGCGCAUCCCUGGAAAAGAACAAGAGCUUGACCUACCUAAACGGUCUGUCGCUCGUGGUUGGCCUGAUCAUUGGAAGUGGCAUCUUCUCCUCGCCCUCGCAAGUGAACCGAAAUGCUGGAUCCCCUGGCGCUUCUCUGCUCGUGUGGGCCAUUGCGGGCAUCCUGGCUUGGACCGGUGCCGCGAGCUACGCAGAACUCGGCGGCGCAAUCCCUUUGAAUGGAGGGGCUCAGGUCUAUCUUUCCAAAAUCUUCGGCGAGUGGGCUGGUUUCCUUUUCACUUGGUGUGCCGUGGUUGUGCUCAAACCAGGAUCAGCAGCCAUCAUUGCCAUCAUCUUUGGAGAAUACAUCGUGCGCGCCUUCAUGGGCCCCGAUGCCCUCGAAGCUGUCUGGCUUAAUAAAGGUGUGGGGCUUGCCGGUCUAGUCGUCGUUACUCUCUUGAAUUGCAUAUCCACCAAGCUGGGCACCAGAAGCGCCGAUGUCUUCAUGUUCCUGAAAUUCGUGGCUCUCCUCGGCGUCACCAUCAUAGGCAUUGUGGUCGCUGUCACCGGCUUCUCAUACACUGGUGAAGCCAACGACGACUGGAAAACGAAAGGGUGGUUUGAAGGUACAAGCACCAAUAUCAGUAACUGGGCUGUAGCGCUUUACUCUGGUCUCUGGGCUUUUGAUGGCUGGGACAACGUCAACUACGUCACUGGCGAAUUCAAAAAUCCUGCCAAAGAUCUUCCGCGUGUAAUCCACACGUCGCUUCCCCUCGUCAUUCUGUGUUACAUCAUGGCAAACGUAGCCUACUUCCUCGUCCUCCCCACGUCGCUCAUCGAGUCCUCCAACGCCAUUGCAGUCGCCUUCGGCCACCAAGUGUUCGGCCCAAUCGGCUCAUUCAUCCUCGCCCUCUUUGUCUCGGGCUCGUGUUUUGGCGCCUUGAAUGCUACAACCUUCACUUCCAGCCGCCUCGUCUACGCCGCGGGCAAGGAAGGCUACCUCCCAUCUGUUUUUGGUAGCAUUGGCCUCGGAAAGAGCCACCGUGCUGUCCGUCUCCACACACUCAAUGCCAACAGCACCCCAAAAUCCAAAAUCUCGUCUAAAUUCAUAGACUGGUUCGCUGACGCCGAUGCCGGCUUCUUUUUCACUCCCAUCUCAGCCAUGCUGCUCAAUGCCGGACUUACAGCCGUCUACAUAUUUGUUGGUUCGUUUGACACACUUGUCACCUUUUACGGAGUCGCUGGCUAUUCGUUCUAUUUCCUCGCUGUUUUGGGCCUUAUUGUCCUUCGCGUUAAGGAACCGGAGCUUGAGCGCCCCUACCGGACGUGGAUUACCACACCAAUCAUAUUCUGCUGCGUCAGUUUGUUUCUGCUGAGUAGGGCUGUUUUUGCGGAACCCGUGCAGACGCUUGUGGUGGUUGCUUUCAUGGUCGUUGGGCUUGUGGUUUGGUUCGGAUGGGUGGGGCGGCGGAGGAACAAGGAGGAGAGAAGGUUCAGGCGGAUUGGGGGAGACGAGGACGAGAAAGUGGGAUGGAAGUUCUGGAGACGAUGGCGGAGCUGA